Messenger RNA from Ostertagia ostertagi, 411 nucleotides. Lineage: Eukaryota; Metazoa; Nematoda; Chromadorea; Rhabditida; Trichostrongylidae. The record is from the annotation of a GenBank genome assembly.
AUGUCAAAAAGGAAAUCCAAGACACAGAAGAAGAAGUUUUUUGCACAUCCCAAGAACAAGAACAGGAUAUUCAAAAAGAAGAUUCUGCGAGAUGUUCCCGUUAAAGCUGGCUCAACGUUGCGAAAGCGAGGAACGUUUAUUGUUUUACCUACUUCCGGAUGCAACACUAUACCCAACUGUAAUCACGGACCGUGUCUGCUCUUUGGAGAAAGAGAAAAUGGGAGCAUAAAGUCUCGGUAUUUCGCUUGUGCUGUUUACAGAUCUGAUGCUACUGCUUGCCCCUUUAAAGCAAUAGUGGACGACGAUCUGAACAUUGUCAGGGAAGAGGCAGGACCAAGCAAGUACAAGGACAGUGAAAUUGUCGAAUGUAAACAUGAGCCUCCUCACUAUGGACGUAUUCCGAAGAAGUAC